This is a messenger RNA of Emys orbicularis (European pond turtle), 963 nucleotides long. It is a transcript of the gene RAX, whose product is annotated as retina and anterior neural fold homeobox. Lineage: Eukaryota; Metazoa; Chordata; Testudines; Emydidae. Gene Ontology annotation, molecular function: DNA-binding transcription factor activity, RNA polymerase II-specific; RNA polymerase II cis-regulatory region sequence-specific DNA binding. Gene Ontology annotation, biological process: positive regulation of transcription by RNA polymerase II. The coding region runs from base 1 to 963 and encodes 320 amino acids. The transcript has 3 exons. The record is from RefSeq and is a predicted model, not a curated record.
AUGCACCUGCCCGGCUCCCCUCUGAGCAUGGCGGACGGGAGCUUCUCUCUCUCGGCCCACCUGGGCAGGAGCCCCGGCGGCCCCCCGUCCCGGCUGCACAGCAUCGAGGCCAUCCUGGGCUUCCCCAAGGAGGACGGGCUGCUGGGCGCCUUCCAGCCCGUGGGCAGCCCGCGGGCCCUGAAGGAGGCGGACAAGCGGAGCCCCCGGCCCUGCUACCCCAAAAUGCCCGGGGAGCCGCCGGAGGAGCAGGAGAGCGGGGCCGAGGAGUACGAAGCCCCAGAGCCCGGCUGCCUCCAGCACCCGCAGGAGCGGCUCAGCCCGCCGCUGCCGGACGCCAAGCUCGCGGACGAGGAGCAGCCCAAGAAGAAGCACCGACGCAACCGCACCACCUUCACCACCUACCAGCUGCACGAGCUGGAGCGAGCCUUCGAGAAGUCGCACUACCCGGACGUGUACAGCCGCGAGGAGCUGGCCGUCAAGGUCAACCUCCCCGAAGUGCGCGUGCAGGUGUGGUUCCAGAACCGGAGAGCCAAAUGGAGAAGGCAAGAGAAACUGGAAGUCACUUCAAUGAAGUUGCAGGACUCCCCUAUACUCUCCUUCAGCCGAUCCCCCCAGCCCUCCGCCAUGGGCACAAUCAGCAGCAAUUUACCGCUGGAGUCUUGGCUCACCCCUCCGAUGGUUAACAGCACCCCUCUGCAGACUCUGCCCGGCUUCGUGGCUUCCCCCCAAAGCCUCCCCAGCAGCUACACCCCUCCACCUUUCCUGAAUUCGCCGCCACCCAUAAGCCACACCUUGCAACCCCUGGGGACAAUGGGGCCUCCCCCGCCCUACCAGUGCGGGACCAAUUUUGUGGACAAAUUCCCUUUGGAAGAGACGGAUCCUAGGAACACCAGCAUAGCUGCGUUACGGCUGAAAGCAAAGGAGCAUAUUCAGUCCAUUGGGAAACCGUGGCAGACAAUCUGA